UCAACCUCUGCUGCUUAUCGGCUCUGACAUGCCUCAUCUCCUGGCACCUACAGAACCAGUCCAUCUGGGCCCGACAGGGGGACCCAUCGCUGUCCAUACCAAGCUUGGUUGGUCGCUCCAAGGUCCCAUCAGUAUCGACCAGACUCCUGCAACUGAGCAGCAGUGCCUGUUCACAGCAACAGUUGUGCCAACCAGUGAGCUUUUCAGGAAUGUUGAGCGUCUCUGGCAGAUUGAUACGCUGCCUUAUGUAAGCGAGAAGCAGGUAACCCGAUCGAAGCAAGAUCAGCAAGCUCUAAACCUACUCCAGACAUCCACCAUCAGGGUCACUGUCGAUGGGAUACAGAGGUAUGCCACACCACUGCUUCGUCGCGCCAACUCCUCCACGCUUCAAGCUCCUAUGGAAGCAGUCUUGCCAAGUCUGCGCAGUACAGAGAGGAGACUUGUCAAAGACCCACAACGCGCCGAAGUAUAUUGUCAGGAGAUUCAGAAGCUGGAGAAGUUGGGCUAUGUAGCUGUGGUGCCACAUGAGAUAGCUAGAACCACUGCAGAAUCCUGGUUCAUACCUCACCACAUGGUGCGACACAAUAACAAGGACAGGAUCGUCUUUAACUGCUCUUUCCAGUACGAAGGGAAGUCCCUCAACUCUGUUCUCCUCCCUGGACCUGCCCUAGGUCCAUCUUCGCUAGGAGUUCUUCUUCGGUUUCGACAGUAUCCAGUUGCUGUGAGUGGCGACAUCAAAGGUAUGUUCCACCAGAUACGCCUUUUGCCAGCAGACAAACCAGUGCUGCGCUUCCUCUGGCGGGACAUGAAGAGGAAUGAAGAGCCGAAGAUCUAUGAAUGGCAAGUUCUACCAUUUGGCACUACAUGCAGCCCCUGCUGCGCCAUCUAUGCACUACACCAGCACGUCCGGGACACUUGUAGGUCCAAUCAUGACCUCAUCGAUUGUGUAGAGCAGUCGUUCUACGUGGAUAACUGCCUCCGCAGCACCCACUCCCAAGAGGAAGCUAAGGUCCUAGUCGACAGUCUGCGCCAGCUGCUCCACACCGGGGGCUUUGAGAUACGUCAGUGGGCCAGCAACAUCCCUGCUGUCAUUGAACAUCUUCCAUCCAAUGUGAGAUCUAAGAGUAGUGACCUAUGGCUCUCUCAGUCUAGCACAGACCUUUGGGAGCCAACUCUGGGACUGACAUGGGAUUGCCUUCGUGACUCCUUCAAAUACAGACAUCGAAUGGGGGAGAGAACCGAACCCACACUGAGGAACGUCUACAAAACACUUGCGUGUCAGUACGAUCCGCUAGGUUAUAUAGUACCGUUCACCACACGGGCCAAGAUUCUGGUACAGGAUCUUUGGAAGGAGCAGCUCGGCUGGGACGACCCGAUCCAGCCACCUAGCCUUCGUGACAGAUGGCUUGCCUGGGAAAAGGAGAUUCCUGAUCUUAUCCAAAUGGAGAUCCCCAGAUGUUAUGCACCAGCGUCUGCUGAUUCAUCUGCUUCAAGUAGAGAUCUUCACAUCUUUUGCGACGCUUCCGAGAGAGCAUAUGGGUCUGUCGCUUACCUGCGGACAGAAACUGCUCAGAAGGAAGUCUAUGUCGCCUUUGUAAUGGCUAGAUCCCGGGUGGCUCCAAAGAAACAGUUGUCCAUGCCGCGGUUGGAACUGAGUGCCGCUCUCACUGGUGCACAACUACCUGGUCUGCUUCAAGCUGAGCUCACGCUGCCCAUCCGAAAGGUUAUUCUCUGGUCGGACUCCACUACCGUUCUCCACUGGAUCAAGUCAGAAUCUUGCAGUUAUAAAGUUUUUGUGGGCACGCGGGUGGCAGAGAUCCAGAGUCUUACAGAUGGGAGUACCUGGAGAUAUGUGGAUAGCGCGAAUAACCCUGCUGAUGACAUCACCCGGGGCAAGACCUUGAGGGAGCUGUCACGACCACACCGGUGGCACCAAGGCCCUGAGUUUUUACGUCGAUCCGAGGAGCAUUGGCCGAUCAGCCCACCAGCAUAUCCAGAGCCAGAGGGUGGUGAGCUGAAGAAAUCAUAUUUCUGUGGACAGGUUAGGGUCAACUCCUGCCCUCAACUUCCUGAAAUCAGCAUGUUCUCCACCUGGAAGGAUCUCAUGAAGACAUGGGGCGGCUGACCCAAACUCAAGCUCGCACAGUGAAGCAGACGAUUACAUUAAAGCUGAGAAACUCCUCCUGAUGAAGGCCCAGUCAGAAUCAUUCCCAGAGGAGCACAAGGCACUCAGGUCUGGCAGACCAUUGCCAACCAACAGCCGUUUGAACUCCUUAUCACCCGAAUAUGAUAAGGAUACGGAACUCAUCAGAGUUGGUGGAAGGUUACGAAGAGUUGAGCAGCUGGAGCUAGACACCAUCCACCCGAUCAUACUAGACCCAAAACAUCCUCUGACUAAGCUCAUCAUCCAGGAUUUUGAUGAGACCCUCCUUCAUCCUGGACCAGAAAGAGUGUUGGCUGAACUGCGUCGCCAGUUCUGGAUCCUCCGGGGGAGGGAAGCCGUCAGACGGUAUCAGAGGGACUGCAGGCCGUGUCAGGCUUGGCGUGCCAAUCCUUCCAUCCCGAAGAUGGCAGAUCUGCCACCGGCUCGUCUGCGUCUGUAUAAACCACCCUUUUAUUCGACUGGAGUCGAUUGUUUUGGACCCUUUACUGUGAAAAUUGGACGUCGAACAGAGAAGCGUUGGGGCAUAGUCUUCAAGUGCAUGACGACCCGUUGUGUGCAUCUAGACCUCGAGAGUCUUGACACUGACUCCUUUCUGAUGUCGUUAAGGCGCUUCAUUGCCAGAAGAGGCAAACCUUUUGAGCUCCUGUGUGACAACGGGACAAAUUUUGUCGGUGGAGCCCGAGAGCUCCAUGAGGCCUUUGAGACCAUGGCGCCUCAGUUGAAGGAGCGUUUGGCAGAGCAGCAGAUUGCUUUCCGUUUCAACCCCCCCAGUGCUCCUCACUUCGGUGGCGCCUGGGAGAGAGAGGUCAGGUCCGUGAAAACUGCUCUUAAGGUCGUACUCAAGGAGCAGACGGUCCCUGAAACUGUGCUUCGUACGGUCCUUGUGGAAGUGGAAGGCAUCGUAAAUGCUAAGCCUCUCGGCUACGUCUCAUCAGACAUAGCAGAUCCAGACCCCAUCACACCUAACAUCCUGCUGAUGGGACGCUAUGAUGCAUCACUCCCUCAAGUGGUUUACGAUCCCAGUAACCUUAUCGGGAGUCGCAGAUGGAGACAUAGUCAAGUUCUUGUCGACCAUUUCUGGUCCCGAUUCAUCCGUCACUAUCUGCCUAUCUUGCAAGAGAGACAGAAGUGGCAGAAGGAUGCGGAGUGCCUCAAACUGGACCAAGUGGUGCUCAUAGUUGAUCCUCAGCUCCCAAGAGCUUUAUGGCCUGUUGGUAAGGUAACAACUACUUACCCUGGAGCUGAUGGACGCAUCCGGACUGCUGCCGUUAAGGUCAAAGAUCGAACGUAUAUUCAACUAGUAGCCCGCUUGGUCCCACUCCCUAUGCUUGAAGAUGAUAAGGAUCCACAUACCUGAGUGGCCUUUCUACCUUGGAUUCGACUGUCUGUGCAGACAGUCGGGGGCGGCUGUGUUAGAAAGCCAACUGUUUAUACGUUAUUUGCUUGGUUGAAGUGUUGUGGUUUGUUUAUAGAUAGUGUUUGUGCUGUGGAAAUUGAUAUGUCCUACGUCACUGAACUCACCAUAUCCAUCCUUACGCUCCUUGAAUGCACCACUCUGUGCCGUGUGCUGCUAGUCUGCCUUUGCAGCUGCUAAUAGCCAGCUUUUUUCCUUGUGUCCUCUCAUCAGCAUCUCGUGGGUUUUGGUUUAUUGCUGUGUGUGAAUGCCAGAAGACCACAGCUGAAUAAAUCACCUAAACUUGGAAGCUGCCUCCGUGUUCUUUAACGGGAACACACCCACCAUACCUUGCCGCUCUAAAUCAGCUAAACUCCUGGAGACAACAUUCUCUCCAUUGUAAUUGGUAUCUGCAUUUAUAAUGGCUUGUUGCCCACCUAAGGGCACUCUACAAAUUCCCUGUUGACAACACGUUUUUGGAACGCCACAUACACGACAACCCGCUGAUCCAAGCAGUGUCGGGCAGCGCGUCAAUGAGCAAUCCAACUUAUUAUAGCAAUUAAAAAAGAUUAUGUUUAAAUGCAAUUAUCAUAUCAUCUUAAUAAGAAUUCAUAAAUAACUACACAUAACAAAUCUGUUAUGUCUAAAAGUAAAAAAACAAAACAAGUAUUAGCUGUUAUAUCGGAUUCUCUUACAUCCCUAAAUAUCGGUAUUGGUCUUAAAUAUCCGAUAUCAGUCAGGUUUUAAUUACAUUGAAAGAAAACUGGAAGAAGGACAAUGUUUUACAUUUUUGUCUGAUAAAUGAUGUUUGCAUUAAUGUUCACUAAAAACC
Messenger RNA from Oreochromis niloticus (Nile tilapia), 4389 nucleotides. RefSeq lists its product as uncharacterized. The transcript has 2 exons. Bases 29 to 2125 code for a protein of 698 amino acids. NCBI's taxonomy places the organism in Eukaryota, Metazoa, Chordata, Actinopteri, Cichliformes, Cichlidae. The record is from RefSeq and is a predicted model, not a curated record.